Messenger RNA from Saccharomycopsis crataegensis, 1329 nucleotides. RefSeq lists its product as uncharacterized. The transcript has a single exon. The record is from RefSeq and is a predicted model, not a curated record. Lineage: Eukaryota; Fungi; Ascomycota; Saccharomycetes; Ascoideales; Saccharomycopsidaceae. The coding region runs from base 1 to 1329 and encodes 442 amino acids.
AUGGAUCGGUUUUCAGCAACUCCUAUUUUGAUAAUACAUACUUCAGAUAAGCUUGUCGACUUCAUCAAUGAAAACCACCCUGCGCUCUAUGGGUCAGUGACUUACAAUCGCCGGCUUUUCAAGACCGUGAAUCAGGACGUCGAAGUAGCUCGGCUAGAUAAUUUAUAUACUCUCACGAACAAUGGGCUUUUCGCGGCCAUUGAUUCGGUGGUCCGGUAUAUGGGGCUCAUUAGUGCCGGGGUGAUUUGGCAUGUCCACGUCCAACAGCCGCAGAUGUUACAAAGAGACCCUCAAGUGCGGCAGCUCAUUGAAGUUAAAAAGUUCAUCGAGACAGUAUUUCCGAAAUACUUUGGCAGUAGUUUGAUCAAUUUCAAUAGCAUCACCGCCAAUGAAGUGGCGGCACGAUUGCCGAGCAUGUGUAAUAUUUGUAAAAACAUUUGUGCGGUGCUCGAUGAAACCUUGGUGAGCAUGUUAUCGAGGUACAAACUAGCUGGGAUCUUCAAAGAUUUGUCGUUGUUAUUGCGGGACGCCCAUUGGAAAAUGAAAGAUAAUCAAUUUUUCGUGAGGAUUGACGACGACAUUAUCAGGCUCUUGGAUAUAUUUUCGUUUUAUUCGCAAAUGGAUAAGAUUUUCUGUAUUUAUAUCAAUGAAGUUGUUUGUCAAUUUUUAGAGAACUUCCGCGAUGGGCUGCCAGUGGUCGAUGAGGCGGUGGAAGGCAUGCAGUGUUUUUUGUUGCUUUAUCAGUUGGAUGAUCUGACGCUCCUCAAAAACAAGGAUAUAUUGGGUUAUAGCAUCGAUCAUUGCCGAAUCGCGGCGUCGAUUGUAAUAAUGUGCGAGAGUAUAACGAAUUUGACCACGUUGAUUUGGGUGUCGUUGUUCGAUGACCUUAGACCGUUUUUCAAAAAUACAUUGGGUGGGAAAGAGUUGCAAGAGAUUGAGGAUUCAUUUCUUAAAUCACAAACCGAUUUUGUGAAUUUUAGAGCGGCGUUCCAAAACCACCAGGCGAAAUUUGUCAAAGAAAUUUCUGGGAAAAUGAAAAAACAUUAUGGUAAAUUCAUUUCCAGCGUCAAAGAUUAUGAGACCAUCACCAAGAAAAUCCAGAAUUUGAUUGACCGUACUGAAAAGUUUGGCGAUAAAAUCCCGAGAACUAACGAUCUUGACUUUGUCAAGGUACUGGACUGUCUCCAUAGAAUAGGUAUAUUAUUGCAAGCCAUGGUGAAAGAAGAAAAGUUAAGCCAAGACACGUAUAGAUCGUUGUAUUUGAUUACGCAUAAUUUACAUUUUUUGGUACAAGGGAUCAUGGGGAAUGAUUUGUUGUUUUGGCAAUAG